AUGUCUCCAGUCAAACUGAAGAUCCGCCACUCCGAUUUGAAGAUCCGCCACUCCGAUCAAAGCAAUAUCUGCAGGGAUUUUGGCCAAGCCUAUGCAAAAACCUUCAAUGUGGUUAAUUAUGGAGCUAUUGGGAAUGGAUCUAUUGAAGACACUCAAGCUUUUCUUGACGCUUGGAAAGCUACGUGUAAUUCUUCAGAUUCUUCUCCUAUAAUGACGGUUCCUGGUGGCAACUCAUUUUUACUUCAACCUUUCACUUUGGACGGUAGCAAUUGCAAGUCUACAAGUAUUAGCAUUGUGAUUGAUGGAGAAUUGAUUGCACCAAAAAAUCCAUCAGCUUGGAAAUAUAAGGGAAAAGAAUGCCGCCAAUGGAUUUUAUUAAAGCAUAUGAAAGGUCUUGUAAUUAAAGGUUCUGGUACUAUCAAUGGUCGAGGAAAUACUUGGUGGCAUCUCUCUUGCAAAAAUAAAAAUAAAAGGUGUUGUAGAAGAAAACCAACGGGUCUAAUUUUGGAACAUUCAGAAAAGGUGCACAUAAAGGAUCUAGCUUUUAAAGAUAGUCCCCAAAUGCAUAUGGCCAUCGAAAGAUCAAAAUAUGUAUAUGUUAAAAACUUAAACAUUCAAGCACCAAGUGAGAGUCCUAACACGGAUGGAAUUCAUAUCCAACAUUCUCGGAAAAUCGUUAUUAGUAUGUCUAAUAUUCGCACAGGAGAUGAUUGUAUUUCAAUUGGGGAUGGUUCAUAUAGAAUCAACAUCUCUAGCAUUGCCUGUGGUCCGGGACAUGGCAUUAGUAUUGGAAGCCUUGGUAAACAUGGUGGACAUGAAACUGUUGAAUUUGUCAACGUGAAAGAUGUAAUUUUUACGGGUACAACCAAUGGAGCUAGAAUAAAAACGUGGCAGGGUGGGAGUGGAUAUGCAAGAAACAUCAAUUUUGAAGGCAUAAUUUCUCGUGGCUCAUCAAAUCCAAUCAUCAUCGAUCAAUUUUACUGUGACCACGAAAAGUGCAAAAAUCAGACUUCAGCAGUAAAAAUCAGCAACGUAGUGUACAGUAAAAUAUCAGGAACAUCAAGGAGUAAAAUUGCAGUAAAUCUUGCUUGCAGUGAGUCAGUCCCUUGUAGAAAUAUCUUUAUGAAAGAUAUUGAAUUGGGGUCUAUCCAUGAAGAUGAACAACAGAUCACAUCAUCUUAUUGUGGAAAUGUUGUUAAUGGACUUAUGGAUGGAACUGUAAUUCCCACUGUUCCUUGCUUAAACCCAAUGAGUACUCUUACUGUUCCAAUUUUAUAUGACAGUCGUUUCAACGAGAGAGAUAAUUACAUUAUUGAUUACAAAGUAGCUGAAAUUGAUUUUCAUGAUCAAAUGUCAUUCCUUGAGUUUCAACAAUUAGUAGUCGAUAAGAUAAGUAGUGUAGGAAAUUGUGGUAACGUUGAAAUUAUUGCGUGUGUUGGAUCUAAGGAUUUUAUUAAGAAGGAUUUGAAACUUAGAGAAGAUAAUGACAUUAGAUGGUUGUUCUAUCUGAUUUCUAGUGGUGAAAAUUUUGCUCAUUGA
Messenger RNA from Benincasa hispida (wax gourd), 1539 nucleotides. NCBI's taxonomy places the organism in Eukaryota, Viridiplantae, Streptophyta, Magnoliopsida, Cucurbitales, Cucurbitaceae. The record is from RefSeq and is a predicted model, not a curated record.